AUGGACUCUCUCUACAGGGGCGGUGCUCGCGCCGGUGGGCACGUUUGCGUUGCGGAUGUAUUAAUGAUUCCAAGCACACGACGUGAACGCAUUGAAAAAGUUUUAAGAAAGGGAAAAAAACUGUGUGACUGGCGCACGAAACAAAAGGGGGAGGAGUGGGGAUUGGAGGAGUGGGAGGAGCAGGAGCAGGGAGCACUAAGGCCUGCGCUGGACAGCAGAAUUCGCGACUGCAGGAGUUCUGCGAAGUGA
Molecule: messenger RNA, 249 nt
Organism: Necator americanus (New World hookworm)
Lineage: Eukaryota; Metazoa; Nematoda; Chromadorea; Rhabditida; Ancylostomatidae
Exons: 4
Coding region: 1-249 (82 amino acids)
Source: RefSeq, a predicted model, not a curated record